Messenger RNA from Vairimorpha ceranae, 714 nucleotides. RefSeq lists its product as hypothetical. The transcript has a single exon. Bases 1 to 714 code for a protein of 237 amino acids. The record is from RefSeq and is a predicted model, not a curated record. Lineage: Eukaryota; Fungi; Microsporidia; Nosematidae.
AUGAAAGCUUUAGAGACUGAUCACGAGACAUUACACACUAGAUUUAUUUUUUAUAGAAAUAAUGAGUUAUUGAUUUUUGAUAGUAAUUACAAAUUAAUUAAUAGAAUACAACACGAUGUAGUUUUUAUUUAUAAAAUGUAUUUUACAGAUAAAAAUAAAAAUUUUUAUAAAAUUUAUAACGACGAGCCUGUUAAGAUUUGUCAAUUAAAAAAACGUAUUUUCAAAAUUGUAGAAUAUUGUAAUGUUUUGUAUAUCAUUGAUGUUUAUGGUGAUAUUUACAAGAUGAUAAAUAAUUCUCUUGUAUUUUUAUGUGGUACACUUUGUUCCGUAAUUGAUGUAUACAUUACUAAAGAUAAUAUUUUGAUAUUAGAUAAAUAUAAAAGAGUGCGUGUAUGUUGUAUUGAUGGUACUAUUAUAGGUUAUGAUUUUAAUGUGGAUUAUAAACAAUUUUUACAAUCUUAUAAUAAUUUUUUAAGUAAAAAUGUUAAUGUUUUGUUUGAAGAAGAAAUAGUAAAAAGUAUGGAUUUUAAGCACUUCAGUGUUUUAGUUUACAAAAAAUAUAUUUUUUUAUUAAGCAAUGGAGGAUUGCACAAAAUUUCACAUCAAUACAGCGAUGGAAAUAUUUAUUGUACAUCAGAAGGGUCUAUUUAUAGAUUAAUAGACGAUAAAGUAGAAUGCAUUUUUUCAUUAUCAUUAAAUAGCAGAGCAAUAUAA